Mycotypha africana is the source of this 1339-nucleotide messenger RNA. Its product is annotated as peptidase 26S subunit. The coding region runs from base 51 to 1238 and encodes 395 amino acids. Gene Ontology annotation, biological process: proteasome-mediated ubiquitin-dependent protein catabolic process. Gene Ontology annotation, molecular function: ATP binding; ATP hydrolysis activity; proteasome-activating activity. Gene Ontology annotation, cellular component: proteasome regulatory particle, base subcomplex. The record is from RefSeq and is a predicted model, not a curated record. The transcript has 4 exons. NCBI's taxonomy places the organism in Eukaryota, Fungi, Mucoromycota, Mucoromycetes, Mucorales, Mycotyphaceae.
CUAUUACGACCUUCGUCACUGCAUAAAAAAAAAAAAUACAAUACAUAGAUAUGAAAAGAGAAGGAAUUAAAUCGUAUUACCAAGCGAAAAUUGAGGGUUGCGAACUUCUUUUGAACCAAAAGUCUCAAGAUUUGAGACGAUUGGAAGCGCAAAGAAAUGCUUUGAAUGCCAAAGUGCGUCUUUUAAAAGAAGAACUGCAAUUGUUACAAGAGCCCGGAUCGUAUGUGGGUGAAGUCGUCAAAGUGAUGGGCAAAAAGAAAGUGCUUGUCAAGGUUCAUCCUGAAGGCAAAUUCGUAGUUGACAUUGCUUCGGAUAUCGACCUCAGUCAACUUACACCCACAACACGUGUUGCGCUCCGUAACGAUUCCUACCAACUUCAUAAAGUAUUACCCAACAAGAUUGACCCUCUCGUAUCACUCAUGAUGGUCGAAAAAGUACCCGAUUCUACUUACGAAAUGGUGGGUGGUUUAGAUCAACAAAUCAAGGAAAUCAAGGAAGUCAUUGAACUACCCGUGAAACAUCCUGAACUAUUCGAAUCGCUGGGUAUUGCUCAACCCAAGGGUGUAUUGCUGUAUGGUCCUCCUGGUACAGGUAAAACACUAUUAGCAAGAGCCGUCGCCCAUCACACAGAUUGUCGUUUUAUCCGUGUCUCGGGUUCAGAAUUGGUACAAAAAUAUAUCGGUGAAGGUAGUAGAAUGGUGAGAGAACUUUUUGUCAUGGCCAGAGAACACGCUCCCUCUAUUAUCUUUAUGGAUGAAAUCGAUUCGAUCGGCUCAGCUCGUAUGGAAAGCGGUGGAGGAGGAGGAGGAGGAGAUUCUGAAGUACAAAGAACAAUGCUGGAAUUAUUGAAUCAGUUGGAUGGUUUUGAAGCUACAAAGAACAUCAAAGUGAUCAUGGCCACCAACCGUAUAGAUAUUCUGGAUCCUGCAUUACUACGUCCGGGACGUAUUGAUCGUAAAAUUGAAUUCCCUCCACCAAGUGAAGAAGCUCGUGCUGAUAUUUUAAAGAUUCACUCACGUAAAAUGAACUUGACCCGUGGUAUCAACCUUCGUAAAAUUGCAGAAAAAAUGAGUGGAAGUAGCGGUGCUGAAGUGAAAGCAGUUUGCACGGAAGCGGGUAUGUUUGCUUUACGUGAACGUCGUGUUCAUGUGACUCAAGAAGAUUUCGAAAUGUCUGUGGCCAAGGUGAUGAAGAAGGAUUCAGAUGCAAACACCAGUUUGAAGAAGCUUUGGAAGUAAGAAAGAUGUCAAAUAAAACAGUUUUUCUACAACUUGCAAGCAUGAAAGGAUAUACUAUCAAUAACUAUCAUAAUAAUCAUCUUUAAAGAAAAGAGGGGAGG